AUGAGAGUUUUAUAUAGUUUUGUAUUAUUAUUGACUCUUUCAGGAUUAACAAGGGCAGGUUAUUACUAUGGUGAUAAGGUGUCUCAGUCAAUAUUACAAAAAGAAAAAGAAAAAAAUCGUGUAACAUGGUGCACCACUUCAGUGUUGGAACAAGAAAAAUGUGAAAAGUUGACUAAAGCUGCUAUGCUUGAUAAAGGGCUUUUUGGAGAUGAUUAUAUUGAAGUUGCUUGUAAAAGAGCCUUUGAUGCAGAAGAUUGCAUGACUUGGGUGGAUCAGGGAGAAGCAUCUUUUUUGGCCUUAGAUGCCGGUGAAGUAUAUAUUGCAGGAAGAUAUCACUCACUUGUUCCUAUUGCUCAAGAGCUAUAUGGCAAUGGGGAGCCUUACCAGUAUUCAGUAGCAGUAGUAAAAAAGGGAGGUCUACCAUCUGUCCAACAAAGCACUGGCCUCCAUGGGAUGCGUGGUGCAAAGGCGUGUUUUCCUAGUGUUGGAGCUUUAGCUGGCUGGGUAAUGCCGGUUCAUAUUUUAAUGAAAGAAGGCGGGUUGAAAAUCACAGACUGCAAUAAUCAUGUAAAAUCGGCUGUGGAAUAUUUCGGAGAUUCCUGUGCACCAAACUCAUUGAAAGAUAUUUACAAUCCCAUAGGCGACAAUCCUGAUAAAUUAUGCAGGCUCUGCGCUGGUGGACCAGGCAUACGGUGUACAUUAGCAGACCCAUAUGCUGGGUAUGAAGGUGCACUCAAGUGUCUUGUAGCAAACGGCACCGGUGAUAUCGCCUUUGUAAGAGACACAACAAUACAGCAUGCAUUGUUGUCACACAAAAUAUUAGGUGGGGUAAGUGAAGACAGUUUUGAAUUAAUAUGUCGCGAUGGUUCACGCGCUCCUGUGACUGAAUGGGAGAAAUGCAAUUGGGGCCGAAUUCCGGCCGAUGCCAUCGUCACUAGUAGUGCUGCCACCCAAGACGAACGUAAACGUUACCAAAACCUUCUCCAGAAAAUGGUGCAAUUAUAUGGCGAACCUAACCCUUCUAACAAAAAUCCAAAUAAUACUUUCGGGCACCAAAAUCGCGAUCAGUAUGGCAAUGCGUUCUCAUCUACUGAACGCGAUACAUUCGACGCGUAUAGAAGAGACAGGUUCAAGUUCGACAAGCAAGAUGACUCUAAUAGAUUUAGCACUCUUGCACCAUUCCAGCGAAGACUUGACUACUCUGGGCAGCCUAUUGAGCUGCCUUUCCAGCUAUUUAGAUCUAACGAAACAACUGAUUUGUUGCUACAGGAUGCCACAAUAAACUUCCGCAUGCUAAAGGAAGAUGAACAAUCGGCGAAACACAUCCUCAACAAUAAGUAUGUUGGUGACCAAGCAGAGAAAGCUGUGCUAGGUGUCAGAGACUGUCCUAUAAAAAGAGCUAUAUUAUGUGUUACCAGUGACCCAGAGAUGGAUAAAUGUGUUAAAAUGAGAGUGGCGCUAAAGGCGGCGGUGCUGUCGCCGACGCUGUCGUGCUGGCGCGGGCACAGCGCGCGGCACUGCGCGCGCGCGCUGGCCGACGGCUCGGCCGACCUCGCGCUGCUGGACGCCGCCGACAUGCUGCACGCCGCGCACCACCACCGCCUCGUGCCCUUCAUGCAGGAGGUAUACACGAACGGUCAUAGCUGGUAUUAUGCUGUGGCAGUGGCAAAGGAACAAGACCCCGAUACUGAUUUAACAUAUCUUCGUGGCAAAAACACAUGCCAUACCGGUAUUGGUAUGGCCGCCGGUUGGAUCUAUCCAUUAGCGUAUCUGCUAUCUAAUGGAUGGAUAAGGCCGUACGGGUGCGAUGGCGCGCAGGCGGCGGCGCAGUACUUCAGCAAGGCGUGUGCGCCCGGCGCGCUCAGCACCGAGUACGUGGACGCGGACACCGUGCCGCACGACAACCUCUGCCACCUCUGCCACGGCGCCUCCUUCAGACGCUGCCGUCGCGACGCCGGUGAGGACUACUACGGGCACGUGGGCGCGCUGCGGUGCAUGGUGGAGGGCGGCGGCGACGUGGCGUUCGUGCGGCACAGCGCGCCCGCAGAGGUGUCCGGCGGGCGGCGCCGCGAGUGGUGGGCGCGCGACCUGCUGCCCGACGACUUGCAGCUGCUCUGUCCCGACGGUACACGCGCUAAAAUGCAUGAAUAUGAGCACUGUAACCUUGGCAAGGUUCCUGGAUCAGUUUUGAUGGGAAGAGCCAACCACACCGAGUUGGAUACAUUUUCCAACCUCAUGGUGUAUGCGCAGCAGCUUUACGGCGCAGCGACGUCAGAUGAUUUUAGUUUUAGUAUGUUCUACUCGCAACCCCCUUAUGCUGACCUUAUCUUCAGUGAUGCAGCGGUAAGGUUGAAACCUAUACCACAUAGCAAGAGAUCAGCGGAAAUUAUUGCAGGACCCGCUUUACUGCGAGCGGCCCGCAUUGUUUCAUGCGAUGCUCCCCAAGCAUCUUAUUAUGUAGCACCUGAUCCAGAUUUUUUGUCACAUUCCUAUAGGAUAUAUAUAAUGGGACAUGUUGUCGUGAUCGCAUUGUUCUUAGUAAUUUUAUUGAAAUAA
Molecule: messenger RNA, 2556 nt
Organism: Parnassius mnemosyne (clouded apollo)
Lineage: Eukaryota; Metazoa; Arthropoda; Insecta; Lepidoptera; Papilionidae
Source: the annotation of a GenBank genome assembly